AUGACAGAGGCGACAACGGCGCAAAUUUUGCAAAGUUACCUUUUUACGUGUUACCAAAAUUUUACAAGUACUACACACGUCCUGGCCUUUUCAAGUUUAGCAGUUCAGUGGGUUAUACUAGUCCUGCUUCUCUUUCUUCACACUUUUCCUGACAUUUGUUUUCCAAUCGAACCCACCGAAGCCAUGCGAUCCAUCGCACCCAAACAAUCAACUCCCCAUAACUUGAUAGAUGAUUGGAAGUCUACCAGCUUUAUUGCUUCUAUACCUGCAACAGUAAGAUCAGCCUGCGAAUCGCUCAAAGACGAUGGUUCCAACUUCCCCGAUUGGGAGUUUCGCAUUGUCAGCUUGAUUGAGACCAUCACGGGACUCAAAGGAUAUUUCGAUGUUGAUGGAACUGUGUGCACUGACCUACGCGGUGACCAAAUUAUACGAUACAUGAUUCAACAUUCAAUCUCAACUCAAAUUGCUAGAAAGGUCACUAAAUCGGCCGAAUCGUCAUCAGCUAAAUCGUUCAUGAUGGCCAUCAAAUCCAGGUUCUCGAUUCCCAACCUCAGCGCAAUCGUACAAGAGUUCAAUCACCUCCAUCUCACAUCGGAUUAUGAUGCAACACCAUCCCCCCCAUCAUCAGAAUCCGGGGACUGCUCAGUCUCCUGGCGUGGCUUCUACACAACAACACAAACGGCUGCAUCGAACAUAACUCAACACCAAAAUCAUCGAUCGGUUCAAACUUGUCUCUAUCUUGUUGACAUUGACGGCAAGUUAUUCACUGCGGAGGAAGCGAUACUAGGAGAAGUUCAAGACUAG
Molecule: messenger RNA, 804 nt
Organism: Melampsora larici-populina 98AG31
Lineage: Eukaryota; Fungi; Basidiomycota; Pucciniomycetes; Pucciniales; Melampsoraceae
Exons: 2
Coding region: 1-804 (267 amino acids)
Source: RefSeq, a predicted model, not a curated record